This is a messenger RNA of Coregonus clupeaformis (lake whitefish), 2204 nucleotides long. Its product is annotated as zinc finger protein 180-like. The record is from RefSeq and is a predicted model, not a curated record. Lineage: Eukaryota; Metazoa; Chordata; Actinopteri; Salmoniformes; Salmonidae. Bases 389 to 2137 code for a protein of 582 amino acids. Gene Ontology annotation, cellular component: nucleus. Gene Ontology annotation, biological process: regulation of transcription by RNA polymerase II. The transcript has 4 exons. Gene Ontology annotation, molecular function: RNA polymerase II cis-regulatory region sequence-specific DNA binding; DNA-binding transcription factor activity, RNA polymerase II-specific.
UGUGUUGACUUGCUUGCAAAGUAAGUACGGAGCCAACUACCAUAGCCUUGCUUUCUCUCACCGAGCCAACUACCAUAGCCUUGCUUUCUCUCAAUACCUCUGGUAUUUAUAUUUAUUCGAAUACUCUCAUAUACAGUAAAUGCUAUAUCUUAUAUCGCGAAAUGAUAAAAAAAUGCAUUAGGUAGAGACCACAACUUCCAACAGAAGUACUGUCAGUAUCUAGCCUGCUAACACAGACAAAAGUGGUUUAGUUACCAGUAUCUUUGCUGCUAACGUUAGCUAGCUAGCUUUCUAUCCUUUUGAUAGACUGGAUCGUAACACUGACCCACCUGAACAAAAGUAGCUAAACGUUACGAUCUCUUAACUAGCUACUCGUAGACAGUUUGCCAUGAUGUCCGCAACCAUCAUAACUUUCCAGUCUCAGCUCUCCGGAGUCAUGGAGACGGUCCUUAAGUCAGCCAUGUACGAGAUCACCAGGCUGGUGGAGGACAGUUUCCUGGAGGAGGUGUCCCGGAGCCGGGAGCAGAUCGAGUCGCUGAAGAAGCGGCUGCAGUGGUCAGAGAACAGACUCCGGGAGAGGGACAGAGAGGGAGGCCAGAGGGGGAAGUGUGCGGACUUUGGGAGCGCUGGCGAGGAAGGUGAAGAGAGAAGCUCUGGAACUUCACAGACUGGUGCAGAGAGGGGGUGUGGCCUGAAGCAGGAGAAGGUACCAGGGGAGGAGUGGAGCAGCUGUGGGGGCGUGGCCGGGGAAACAACCUCACAUGAUCUGGAGGAGGCAGAGGCCACCAGCACUAGGAGAACCUCUGAGUCCACAGAGGUCGGAGGUCAGAAGCUGGAUAGCCUGCUGAAAGAGGAGGCUCUCCACAACACUGAGCUACAGGAGAGAUGGGAGUUCUGCCUGGAUGAGGCCAACGGUUCGGACGUCUCUGGGCCCAGUAAGAGUUUCAGUGAGCAGGAGCUGCAGCAGUGCCAGGAUGACUGGGGAUCCGGUCUAGACCAGGGGCCUGAACCACCGGGCCCAGAGGGAGACCCAGGGGACCCCACUGACCCUCUCUACCGCCCUCGUUACAGCAUGGAGGAACUGGGGGGCGGCUUUGAGAAGUCUGGUUACGGCAGUGAUGGUGGUGGUGGAGGCCAUCGUCUAGACUUGGAAGGGCUGGAUAGUCUUCCUGGUUCCUCGUCUCGUCUGGGGGCGCUGAGCUACGGAGCUGUGGGUCACUACCAGGUGAACCUGGGGGGGUCUGAGGGGGGAGACCAUCACCAUCGCUCCCACAUGACUGGCCCCCAUCAGAGCAUGAGGGAGCGGAUGGGGUCGCUAACGAGGUCCCCCCACCAGGAGGUGCGAGACCUGAACUGCCUGUUGAUCAACGAGGAGGGGUACCUGCAGGACUCCAGUGUCUUGCACCCCGAACAUGGUGUGCCGGACUUGGGUAACAGAGCCGGCCACAGGGGUCUAACCUCCAUCCACUCUGGAAGCUCAGCCCACAACAACACAGAGAGCCUGUAUGGUGCCGCUGAUGACUUUGGACACUCUCUAAACCUCAGAGAUCGUUCACAAGACAAGGUAACAGGAAGAGUGGGAGGAGGGGGGAGAUGUCACGCCUGCAAUCAGUGCACCAUGACCUUCCCAGACUCUGGCUCCCUCAAGGCCCACAAGCAAACACACAAAACAGAGAGAGGGUCGAGUACAGGGUCUGGGUCUGGGCCUCCGUACUCCUGCACCCAGUGUGGUAAAACCUUCACCCAGGCCUGCAACCUCAAGGUCCACCAGCGAGUCCACCAGGCCGAGGGACUCCACCUCUGCAGCCACUGCUGCAAGGGCUUCACCUCCUUCUCCGACCUGAAGAGGCACAAGUGCAGCCAGACGACAGACAAGCCCUACUGCUGCUCCAUCUGUGGGAACAAGUUCAGUCGGCUCUGGAACCUCAAGCUGCAUCAGCGCAUUCACACGCAGGAGAAACCCCACCGCUGCACUAUGUGUGACAAGAGCUUCACGCGGGUGGACAUUUUGAAGGUACACCUGCGCAUCCACACUGGGGAGAGACCGUACUGCUGUGCUGUGUGUGGACUCAACUUCAAAAGACUGGUCCAUCUGAAGUCACACCAGCACAAACACAGGCCGGAUUUCCAGGCCUGAGCGGUGGUCUAGAACAGUGGUUUCCAAACUGUGGGGCGUGGGGUCCCCCCCCCCCCCAAAAAAAAAA